AUGAUCUCUAGAUAUCUGAUCGGUCUCUCCAAGACCAGAGUUUUUAAUGUGGUCGGUUGUAGAGGCUUUAUAUCGAGUGGUAGUUUGCUAGGCUCUACAAGCAAAAAUGGAUCGCUAUUUGGUUCCAUAACUAAGGGCGCUGAUGUUCUUUCUAAUGAUGAUCCAACUAAGACUUCCAGUAGAUUGGGCUUGGCGGCUGAUGCGAUGGAUAAGGAAGAGAUGGAAAUGGAUAAAGAACUGAAGAAUAAGGUUACGUUACAAUCGGACAGUGAACUAAAUGAAUAUAUUGUUAAACAGCAACAGCCUAUAAAACUUGCGCCUGACUUGUUGCUUUCGCCUUUAAAACGUCAAAUCUAUGAAGCCAAUUGUAAGUUGAAUGGUGGCUUCUACAAAAAGGACACUAUUGUCAGACUUCCAAAUUCUUCAGCUGAAUAUAAACUCAAACUGUCCCGCGAGGAGAUAGAUGCUUUAGAACCAAGCGUCUACGUGAAAUCUUAUAGAAUAAAGUCUUCAAUGAAAAAGGCCACACUAUUGUUACGGUUAUUGAAUGGAUUAGAUUUAAAAAAGGCCAUUACUCAGUGUCAUUUCUCGGAUAAAGGGAUAUCUCGUGAAGUUGGUGAAUUGUUACAAAAAGGUCUAGAAGAUGGACGUAAAUUAGGCCUUGAUGAAAAUGAUUUAUAUAUAUCACAAAUCUGGACAGGUAGUGACGGGGUUUGGGGCAAACGUGUAGAUAUUAAAGGAAGAGGCAGAGCAGGUGUGAUCAGACACCGUUUCGUGCAUAUUAGGUGUAUUCUAAAGACCAAGAGCGUUACGAAGAAAAGAUUAGAAUACGAAAAUAGUCUAAAGGAAUUGCGGAAAAAGCCCUGGGUUCAACUAGCAGAUAAGCCUGUUAGAGGUAGCAUGGGAGGUGUAUACAGAUGGUAA
Messenger RNA from Eremothecium cymbalariae DBVPG#7215, 924 nucleotides. RefSeq names its product mitochondrial 54S ribosomal protein uL22m (gene MRPL22). Gene Ontology annotation, cellular component: mitochondrial large ribosomal subunit; ribosome. Lineage: Eukaryota; Fungi; Ascomycota; Saccharomycetes; Saccharomycetales; Saccharomycetaceae. The transcript has a single exon. Gene Ontology annotation, molecular function: structural constituent of ribosome. The record is from RefSeq and is a predicted model, not a curated record. Bases 1 to 924 code for a protein of 307 amino acids. Gene Ontology annotation, biological process: ribosome assembly; translation.